This is a messenger RNA of Scomber scombrus (Atlantic mackerel), 7663 nucleotides long. It is a transcript of the gene grb10b, whose product is annotated as growth factor receptor-bound protein 10b. Bases 286 to 2178 code for a protein of 630 amino acids. Gene Ontology annotation, biological process: negative regulation of Wnt signaling pathway; insulin receptor signaling pathway; negative regulation of insulin receptor signaling pathway. NCBI's taxonomy places the organism in Eukaryota, Metazoa, Chordata, Actinopteri, Scombriformes, Scombridae. Gene Ontology annotation, molecular function: insulin receptor binding. The transcript is spliced from 17 exons. The record is from RefSeq and is a predicted model, not a curated record.
UGCCUGCAGUCUUUGCAGCCACUGUUUUCGCCGCCUCCUCCUCCUCCUCCUCCUCCUCCUCUUCUUGCCUCUGUCUAUCUGUCCAGUCCGGGAAUGUUGACCACCGUGGCCUGAUCCAGCGCUGUCGAGUGUCCCUUCAUCUCAACACUACCACUCCGGUUUGUGUCUCUGAGGGUCGUUGCCUGUCUGAGCUGAUCUGGCUGUAAAGGUACUUUGCCCCGUCCAUCUUCUAUCACACCUGAUCCAACUGAACAAGUUGUACAAAAGAGCUGAGAUACACCAAGCAUGGCUGUGGCCGGAUGUCCGGAUUAUUUCCUGCAUCAUCCAAAUUAUCAGCAGGACAAAAUAGACCGGUCCUCCAAUCACAGACAAGCUGACCUCAUUGGUCCGAGCUUCCAGCAGACAACCAAUCGGAAUUCUCCUAACCAUCAAGAGGAUGACGUCGAUUUAGAGGCCCUGGUGAAUGAUAUGAACUCUUCGCUGGAGAGCCUGUACUCCACCUGCAGUGGUCAGCAGACAGAGUCCACCCCACUACUGCACAACGGACAGACCUCUUCCUCACACCAACACCACCACCACCACCACCACCUUCAUCAUCACACACAACACAUCCAGCCGCGGCAGGGUCAGCACUCGCACGCGCUAAGCCACGUCUCCCCGGAGCCUCCCUCCUCCUCCUCCUUGUCCACUGACUCACCCCAAACAAGCCUCCGACGGUCACAACCCAUGCACAUCCUCGCUGUCAGGCGGCUGCAGGAGGAGGAGCAGCAGCUGAGGACAUCAUCUCUCCCGGCCAUCCCGAACCCCUUUCCUGAGCUCUGCAGUCCAGCAAGCUCACCUGUACUCAGUCCUGGGUCCCUACCUCCUGGAGAACCCUCUACUGGCAAAUAUAUCGUGAAGAUCUUCACUGAAGACGGCAUGGGUAAAGUGGUGGAGAUCCCAGCCGACAUGACGGCCAGGGACCUUUGCCAGCUCCUGGUGUAUAAAAGCCAUUGUGUGGACGACAACAGUUGGGCACUUGUUGAGCACCACCCGCUGCUAGGGCUAGAGCGCUGUCUAGAAGACCAUGAGUUGGUGGUUCAGGUCCAGGCUUCUAUGAACAGCGACAGUAGAUUCCUCUUCAGAAAGAACUAUGCCAAAUAUGAAUUCUUCAGAAACCCUCUGACAUUUUUCCCAGAGCACAUGGUUGCAUGGUGCCAGGAAACCAAUCGUAUGAUUCCACCAUCUCAGCUCCUGCAGAACUUUCUAGCGACCAGUAGUUGUCCAGAAAUCCAGGGUUAUCUGUACGUGAAGGAGGUGGGAAGAAAGUCAUGGAAGAAAGUUUACAUGUUCCUGCGGCGCUCAGGACUCUACUGUUCUACAAAAGGAACUUCAAAGGAGCCAAGACAUCUACAGUUAUUAGCAGACCUAGAAGACAGUAACAUCUUCACUGUCAUCACAGGCAAAAAGCAGCACGGUGCACCCACAGACUUCGAGUUCUGUAUCAAGCCCAAUAAAGGUCGAGGGGAGCUGAAGGAGUUGAGGAUCCUGUGUGGUGAUGACGAACAGGGCAGGACCUGUUGGAUGACUGCUUUCAGACUCUUUAAGUAUGGGAUUGUAUUGUACCAGAAUUAUAAGAUUCCCCAACAAAGAAAAACCUUGCUCUCACACUUCUCAGGACCUGUGCGAAGUGUGUCAGAGAACUCCCUUGUGGCAAUGGACUUCUCAGGGAGGAUAGGCAGGGUGAUUGACAACCCUGUGGAGGCUCAGAGCGCUGCCAUGGAGGAGGGGCAUGCGUGGAGGAAGAGGAGUCAACGAAUGAACAUAUUAGGCUCCCACAGUCCAUUACAUCACUCCUCACUAAGUUCAGUCAUCCACAUAGCUCAGUUGUGGUUCCAUGGCAGGAUAACCAGAGAAGAAUCCCAUCGCAUUAUCCACCAGCAGGGACAAGUAGAUGGGUUGUUUCUGCUGAGAGUCAGUCAGAGUAACCCCAAGGCGUUUGUGCUCACAUUGUGCCAUCACCAGAAAAUCAAACAUUUCCAGAUUCUACCAUGUGAAGAGGACGGACAAGUCUUCUUCAGCCUUGAUGACGGCGCCACCAAAUUCACUGACCUGAUUCAGCUGGUGGAGUUCUACCAGCUCAACAGAGGAGUGCUGCCUUGUAAACUCAGACACCCGUGCACCGUUGUGGCCUUAUGACAUCUGCGGAUCAUCUGACCCAUGAUCCCUAUCACUUGACCUCCCUUGACUCUGCCUAAAACAAACAAAACAAAAAGAAUCUUUCUGUUGGUUUGGUUCUUUAUGUUUUUAUCCUGAUAAGAAGCUGGUGAAUUGACUGAUGUUUCGUUGUUGUCGUUUUAUAUUGUCGAGAGUCCGCCGGAGAUUGAUGACCUGUUGGAUACCUUUUGGUUUGCAUGGAUGUUGAGGAGUCGGAUACACAAUUUGCUUGCAAAGUCACUGUGUGAAGAAGAGAAAAGACAAAGGAAAUGAACACUGCCGUUUGUGUCAAUGCUGUCGCAAAAUCUUCCACAAUCUUGCUACCAGUAGUCAUCAAUAAGCUUGGAACCAGUGACUUUCAAGGUUUUCUCUUCCAGCUCAAGUGUAGACUGUAUUUCCCUUCAACUGGACAAUCAGCAGGACAAUUCAAGCUUUCACGUGGACCACUCUGCUCCCUGAGAACAAAUUGUCAUCACUCAUCCUCAGUGAAUAUACUGUAGGUGGAGAGGUGAUUGUCUCUUUGUUUUGCACUCAUCGAACUGGGAGAGGCCUUUGAGGGUGCAUGACUUCCCCGCUGUUGCAUUACUUUUAACUGUGAUAUGGUGCCACCGCCCUCUAGUGUCAUAGGCAUGUAAGGACAUGUCAAAAUUUAACAUUCAUUUGAUAUAGAGGCACCAGAAAGAGUGUGGCCUCUAAAUCCUUUUGAGUGUUUGGAGAAAUCAGAAGUUUGUCGGGACAAACUAACCUGGAGUAGAUGGCAAAGGAAAAAUCUGGAAUUGUUGAAAGUAUUUUUUUAUUAGUGGACAAUACAAAAUCUGUGUCGUCCAUCCUCGCUCAUGUUCAUCUCUGACCACACAGGGUUUCGUUUCUUUUAGACAUAUUCAUUGCAUUGCAUUUCAAUAUUCUCUUUAUAAAUGUGUUUAAAGUCCACCUCCUGCAUCCUGGAUAUGUGUAACUCUUCAGUAUCCACAUAAGCUACAAAAAAGGUCAACCUGUAUUUGUCAUUCUAUUGCACACUCAAGUUUCCUAAAGUAAUUCCCAUGCAACUUCCACAUAAUGUAUAAUGGUGUCAUUCAGGGUGAAAUGAGUAAUAAAGCUAAACAAAUUAUUUAACCAGGUAGACAGUUUUGGUGAUUGUAAUGUUGACAAGUGAAACCAGGUUACAGUUUGGAAAUGAGAAAGUGCAGCCUGUAGAGAUAUGUCCACUUUCUUAUACUGCAGGCAAAGGUAUAAGGCUAUCAGUUGCAUUAGAUUAAGCGAGACGAAUGAGAAUAUCAUUCAUUUGUCUGAUUGUCCUCACAACAGGCAGGGAAGGAUAACCACUAGCAUUUCCUUCAGUACUUUUACCCAACUAGCUGUCAAAAAAUCACACUCUAUUACUCUUUGUCAAACCAAAAUAGUUCAGCCCAAACAUACAGCAGAGCCUGUGGGGGAGACCCAUUCUGGUUCUGAAGCCUCUUCUCACAUACUGCAUGUUCCCUAAGUCAGUUAAGUGCUGUCAGAGUAUUAGACAUAGUCCUGUGCCCUUAAACAAAAAUGUGUUUAGGAAAAUAUGAAUUGGCGUGCUCUUACUCUACAUUACUACUAGACAUUAUUUAAAUGUAAUGCAUAGAUUACAUUCCAGAUAAUAUGGCCUUUUUUUUUUUACAUGAAAGUACUUGUGAGCAAACAUUACACACAUACUCCCUACUGGACACUACACUGUCAAACGUUAGCUCACCUUUUGCAGUAAUAAUUUACCCCAUCCUCUCCUGCUAUUCAUCCUUUCUGACUGUCUAAUCAGUUUCUUAAGCUUAUUGUUGGAUAAAGUGAAAAUACCCUCUCAGCAGUGUGGUAGAAACUGGACAUGUUAGGACUGACUUCAAAAACAUUACAGGGCUGAUUUUCAUUAUUUUAAUCCAUGUCCGUUCAUCUGAGUUUGCAAAUAUGGUACAAGAUGUGUUUUCAAGUGACAAUUACGAGACCACCAGACAGAGAACAUGGGGCGACAAACUCUUACUGAGUUUGUUUGAGGGCACUGGCUAUGCCAACCUUUAGUUUUAACCUAUACACAUUCAGCGAAAAUCAUUUGUUUUCCUAGCACCCACCAAGGUCAAGUCAAACCCAAAAAAGGCAAUUUAAUGGAUUCCCAUUUGCAUUUUGGCCAAGUUUACUAUUGACUUCCUGUAAUUAACUAUAGUAUAGUGGAGGAAGAUUCCAACACAGUGCCUCUAGGUAACCCAGAUCAAAUGUAUUUUUGUUAUAGAUAGAAAUACAUUAUUUUGCACUGAUAGAUCACGUCUGGCAAAAUGGAACAAAAUGGAUUACACAUGCUGAAGGGCAAAUCCUAGCCAUCUCAAAGUCUCUGAAGACAUAGGUAAAUUGGUUGAGAUUCUGUUGAUAUUUAAAUUCAGCCUUGUUUGUCACUUCACUCAAGUCCAUCCUAGUGAUUUUGGUUCAGAAUAAUCCUCUCUGAGAUAGUCCCACCACAAACAGCUAUUUUUUGUUAUCUCAUAACUAAGCCUGAUGAUUUCUUAAAAACUCAUGUUUGAAAGUUUUAUUUAGUCCAAGCUUUGACCGUAGCUUUGUUUAGGCCACGAUCCAGCAGAUAAUUAGAGAACUAUUUGUACUUACCUGUAAUAAUGCAGCAUCAACAGCCAUCUUUUAUUUACAUGCAGGUUGUCUUAAGGUAUAUUGAUCAAAUGAAUAGCCACGCUAUAUCAACACACUGUGCAUGGUCACCAUUAUUUAUCUAAGAUGCAAUGAUUAAUCAUUUUAUUGUUUCAGCAAAAUGUAUUUAUUUAUCUGGAUGUGACUGAUUACUUGAACAUUUUAGAUUUAUUUUUCUCAGCGCUGUUCUGUACUGUUUUCUUUUGUAAUUACCAUGAAAUGAUUGACCAGUGUGAUUUAUUAUUAUUAUUAUUAUUAUUAUUAUUAUUAUUAUUAUUAUUAUUAUUAUUAUUAUUAUUAUUAUUAUUAUUAUUGUUAUUAUUUUAAUGAUAUAGCAUCUAUUGAUGUAUUUUGUUUUCCCUUUUUUUUAGGUUUGAUUAUUCAAAAACUAUUUUCGUCAUCAUCAACACUCAUGAAUUGAUGUUUUAAAGCACACUGGCAUCUGUAGUGUCAACGUUGUCAUUCCACUAGAUGACAGGUGGGAUGUUGUGAAAUCAAAAACAAAAAAAUUACCAGUUUCCCAAAACAUUAACUUUUUUUAAAGUCUUUUUAUUCUUAUUAAUUACGUUUCUUUUUCUCAGAUCUAUAAAAAAAACAUCCUAUUUUAAGUAUUCCAGCCAUUUUAUGUUUAGAAGCCUAACGUUUUUGAAAUCAUCACUUUUUUGUGGUGAGUUAAGUAAGACAAAACAUAUACAUAAAUUAAAAAACUAAUUCAAACCACAAUGUUUUGGGAAACUGGGUCAAGUAAGCCUCAAUAUUCUCAUAAUUCACUGUUUCAAUGCCUUGCUGUGAAUAGAGAAUUGUAGACAUUUAGAUGUAGGACAAAACUUUACAGUCAAGUUAACCCCCACCACCACCACACACAAGCAUACACACACAUGCAUACAUACAUACAUACAUACAUACAUACAUACAUACAUACAUACAUACAUACAUACAUACAUACAUACAUACAUACAUACAUACAUACAUACAUACAUACAUACAUACAUACAUACAUACAUACAUACAUACAUACAUACAUACAUACAUACAUACAGGCACAGUAAGCUCCUCUACAUUAUUUUACCCUUAAAACUGCAAAAAGGGAUAUUGUAUUCCAUUUAAUUCAAACCAUACCAGAGCAACAAUCAACAGAUUGAAGAUUAUUUAAUACGUAGAUUUUAUCAUUUGCAUGAAUGUUGAGUGAGUUGAAUGAGUUUAUAAUGUAGGGAUUCCGUCACUGACAUUCGAUAUGUGGAUAUUUGGUGGAAUCUGGAGAAUGACAAUACAUAAAUGCAUCUUCUAGUACUUGCUGGAAGUCAUCUUAAGCUAUUGAAACGUCACUGAAUUGGUGAUAGUCGCUGUUUCUGAGUACUAAUCUAAAAGUCUCCUGAGAGAAUCACACGAAUCCCUCUGCACUCCCCUUGUUACUUUUUUUAAUGACUGAAGUGAAUGGUAGCAGAGGUAAACAAGUGAGGGACAGAACAGGUAGCCUUGUAAAAUUGAGUCCGUAUUUACAUAAAAACUGUCACAUGGACAGGAUGUUACUAGGCAACGGGUUGAUUUGUUGAAAUGCAAAAGACAGGGGGUAUAUUCAAUUAAUGAACACAUGAAAAAUAAAUUGGUGGAUUUGGAUAUCCACAUUUUUACACUUAACAGAAAUGAAUGUAACCGGGUUGCUCAGGGUUGACUUGGAGCAUGUUAAAAACUACUGGUCCAUCAGAGUUUCAGGACUUUCACGUACUGGAUGAUGAUGGAUACAAGAAUAUUUUGGCUUCAUUAAACUGAGAGUUAUAACAACAAACUUUUAUCCAUUAUGUUCACCAAUCUGCUAGUUGUGAUUACUUGAAAAAUAUUGUUGCAGCAAAAUUAAGUAGAUUCAGUAUUAUUUAAAGAGUGCAGUUAAGUAAAUCAUGUUGUCAGUACUAUUGUUUAAACUGUUUGUUUAGAAGGGAAAAAAAGCCUAAAACACUUGCUUGGCUACCUAAACUGAUUUAAAGCCCCACCACCACCCAUUAUCUAAUCAACUCCACUAAUCACCUACAGCAAUAACAGCCAACCAAUUUAUGAAACACUUGAAAUGUUCAUGCCAUCAAUUCUAGCAAAUUAGAAGACAUUAUAAUCCAAUCUGAAUUGUGAUGUCAUAUUAUGCUGUGUUUUACAAAAAUAAUCAUAUAAACACUCAAACUAAAACUGAUUCAGUGGAGUUGAGCACAGUGUCAUUUUUGGUAGCCAGGUAACUUGUAACCACAGAUGGUGCCUCUGCUGACUUCUCCCACUCUGCACAAACCAGACCUAACAUGUGAAUGACAAAGACAGUGCUACCAUUCACACUCCCUGCUGUUCAAGCAUGCCUUGAGUUUGAAACCCCUGCAAGUUUAGAAGUAUUUGAUUAAUACAAUUUAAUAGCCGAAAACAGCACUCAAAAUGAUUCCGGCGAAAGAUGAUUGGGAAAGAAAACUCCUAUUUUCAGUUAUUGUUUUGCAGUUUCAGUUUACUUUCGGAGUUGAAAGCGAGUUGCAAAGACGGCUCAAUUGAUUAUCAUGUUGACUCUUGUGCAUUUUCAUAACAUUGUCACAAUGCAAGAUACCGUGGCUGUACAAAUGAGUAAAGUAAAAAUAUAUCUAUAUAUAAAAAUAUAAACUAUUAUGUAUUUCAGGGAAUGCAAAAAAGAAAACAGUAAUUUAUCUCUUUUUGUAAGAGAGAGUUCCUGUAUUCAUAAUGUGCUUUGCUUCAAUCUGUAAAUAGUUGAAUGGCUUAUAAAUCUUAAUUGUAACCUUUUCAGGUAUUUUUGUACAAAUAAGGGACUGAUAUAUUCUGUUUAUUGUAAUUAGAA